Molecule: messenger RNA, 690 nt
Organism: Penicillium cinerascens
Lineage: Eukaryota; Fungi; Ascomycota; Eurotiomycetes; Eurotiales; Aspergillaceae
Exons: 5
Coding region: 1-690 (229 amino acids)
Molecular function (GO): methyltransferase activity
Source: RefSeq, a predicted model, not a curated record
AUGGACUCGAGCACAGUCUACAGCAUCGUCCGAACUCACUACGGCGAUCUAGCCACCCGGCCUUCAAAACUCGAAGUAUCACAUGAAAAAAUCGCGAAAGUAUUCGGAUACGAACCCUCUGAGCUACACUCCAUCCCGCAAGAUGCAAAUCUCGGCGUAGGAUGCGGGAACCCGCCGGCCUUGACCAAGUUGCGUAAGGGCGAAACAGUCGUGGACCUUGGCAGUGGUGGGGCUUUGGAUGUCAUCCUAGCAGCCCGUAAGGUCGGGAUACAGGGGAGGGCUAUUGGUGUGGAUAUGACAAGGAGUAUGGUUGAUCUGGCUCAGAGGAAUGCUGAAGAAGCCGCUAUCCCGUUACCGGAUUCUACUGCAAACUGCGUAAUCAGUAACUCCGUGGUGAAUCUUGUCCCCACGGCUGAGAAGUCUUGUGUGUUUCAUGAGAUGUUCCGCUUGUUGGUGUCUGGUGGACGGGUGGCUAUUAGUGAUCUUCUUGCCAAGAAGGAUCUUCCGCGUGGGCUGGCCAGUGACAUGGCUUUGUAUCUUGGAUGUAUUGCGGGCGCGAGCAGGGUUUACGAAUAUGAGGAGUACUUGCGUGAUGCGGGGUUCAAAGAUAUCCUGAUCGUGGAUACUGACAAGGAUCUUAAGGUCUACAAAGACCUUGCUGAGUCUCAAUCGGGGGAUUCAGUGGGUUGA